AGUAUAGAAUGGGCCAUCACAUACUUUGCAGUUAUUGCCAUAGGAGGGAUUGCCACUACAGCAAAUCCAUUAUACACUGCUGAUGAGAUUCAACAUCAACUAAAAGAUGCCCAUGCAACAUAUAUUGCUACACCUAUUGAACUUGUGUCUAAAGUCAAGCAGGCUGCCAAAAAGUACACUAAACUCAAGAAAAUCAUUGUGUUUGGUGGUGAAGCUUUGUUUGAUUGCAUUAGCUUUAAUACUCUUAUGGGAGACAAAGGUGAUGCUUUCAAGUUGCCAACAAUAAAUGCAAAGGAGGACAUUGCUGCUCUGCCAUAUUCAAGUGGAACAACAGG
Owenia fusiformis is the source of this 335-nucleotide messenger RNA. NCBI's taxonomy places the organism in Eukaryota, Metazoa, Annelida, Polychaeta, Sabellida, Oweniidae. The record is from the annotation of a GenBank genome assembly.